AUGUCUGAGGAAUAUCACGUGUAUACUCGAAUGGAAAAUAUCACAGAGCAAGAUGACAAACAUUUAGCGGGAGCUAGAAAAGAAAUUAGAAAUGACUUAACAGUUCUUAUACCAGAAAACCCCUUUCCAGAAAUAGAAGUUGAUGCUUACCCACCUUUAAAAUUUUCUUGGGUUAUUCCCAAAAAGUUAGCAGCGAUGGCUUUUCCAAGACAUGUUGAAAAUUUGAAAUUUUUGAUCAACCAAGGUAUCACACAUCUAGUCACAUUAACAGCCGGUAAAAAACCUCCAGUGGACGACAUUCCUAGACUAAAAUGGACUGAAAUACCUAUAGAAGAAUUUGAAUCACCUACUGUUGAACAAAUUAUCAAGUUUAUUGACGUGUGCAAAAGAUCCGACAAAAAUGGAGAGGUACUAGGUAUCCACUGUCGUCAAGGUCGCAGCCGAUCAGCUGUGAUGCUGGCGUGUUAUCUCAUCCAUUUCCACCGUUUCUUGCCAGAUCAGGCCAUGAACGUCAUUCGGAUGAUUCGACAAGGUUCAUUGAACUUUGAAGAACAAGAAGAAGCUGUUGGUAGAUAUUUCGAAUAUCUAACAGCAGAUAACCCACUUAGAUUCGGUGUAAGUGGUGAAGUUAUGGAAGAAUUUAUAGAACUCGCUAAAGAAAGUACGAAGAAAGCUCUU
This is a messenger RNA of Brenthis ino (lesser marbled fritillary), 678 nucleotides long. The record is from the annotation of a GenBank genome assembly. NCBI's taxonomy places the organism in Eukaryota, Metazoa, Arthropoda, Insecta, Lepidoptera, Nymphalidae.